This is a messenger RNA of Stegodyphus dumicola, 1124 nucleotides long. Its product is annotated as transcription factor 25-like. The record is from RefSeq and is a predicted model, not a curated record. NCBI's taxonomy places the organism in Eukaryota, Metazoa, Arthropoda, Arachnida, Araneae, Eresidae.
GAAAGGGCUAUUUAUUACAUGGAGUGUUGUCUUCAUCCUUUAUUUAAUAUUGCUCAGGGAAAUUUUAGGCUGGAAUAUCGACGGGUGGAAAAUAGGUCAUUUUUUAUUGCUCUCUUUAAGCAUUUGAUGUUUGUUGGCCAAAGGGGAUGUAAUCGCACAGCUUUGGAAUUUUGUAAACUUUUGCUCAGCUUAGACCCAGAAGAUCCUCUAGGAGUAAUUCUUAUGAUCGAUUACUAUGCCAUUCGAUCAUCCCAGUACGAAUUUUUAAUAAAGCUGUAUCAGGAAUGGAACCCAACUCGAAAUCUUUUCCAGCUACCAAAUUUUGCAUUUUCAGUACCUUUAGCUAUGUAUUUGCUUGCUGUUGAGAAUGGAGAAUCUUCCAGUGAAGCAGAUUUAAUGCUUCAAGAUGCUCUUAUCAUGUUUCCUGGUUUUUUAUUACCUAUGUUGAAUCGAUGUAACAUAGAACCUGACCAAGCUGUGCUGUCUCAUCUCUUCUUUCAAAACACAAAUGAUCGUUCGGCUCUAGUUCAGUUAUUGACCUUGUACAUUGGUAGAACACAUUCUUUAUGGAGAUCUCAAGAUGUUAUCUUUUGGGUAGAGAGACAAGUACAUGAAGUAAUUGCAAGGCAUGAAAAGGGUGAUCCUUAUUUUGCUGAGUGUAGUGAAAAGAAGAAACUUCGAUAUAUAGGUACUCCUCGUAAUGUAUUAAGGCACAUAAUCCUGUCUGAUAUAAGAGAUGCAAGUGUACUACUUCCACAAGAUAUGAUGUCUACUCCUAUAUUUGGAUUUGAUCCAGUUCCGCCAACAGACUCCAUAUCAUCAUAUGCUAGACCUUCAAGGCGACCUGUACCAGAUGAUAGAGGAGUACUGAGUAUGUUCUUUCGAUCUUUGCUGCCGAAUUUCAAUAUGCCUCGAGACCCUGCAUUAGAGGCACCUCAUGAAGCUGGUGCACAAGGUGGAGAACCAAGGGACACAAAUGAUCUUCGACGUAGUGUUACCUCUCUAUUAGAUGCCAUGAGGGAUUUGAUUGGGAAUAUUCAUCUAGCAGAUGUUCCUAAUGAAGGUGACGUUGACAGUGAUGAUGACAGAGAAAUGUGAAACUUUGUAACUGACGUCCAAUCAAG